AUGUCCAAACAAGACGCGACCACUUCAACAAAUACUUCAGGAGCCUCAAUUAGCAUGCCAAUGGAGCGUUCCAACUUUAAGAAGGCUCCAAAGGGGCCAAGAUUCUGGGCCAUCUUGUUCGUCCUCGCUUUGGCAGGCCUCCUGACAGCCUCGGAAGCGACUAUCACAUCCACGGUUUUACCAGUCAUUGUUCGCAAAUUGGGCGGAGGCGAUAACUACAUCUGGGCUGCGAAUGGAUAUUUCUUGACUAUAUCCAUCGACAUGGCCAUGCUCAUCAGCGGUCGGGUUUUGCAAGGCAUUGGGGCGUCCGGCGUCAGUGUCUUAACCGAAACAGUCAUUUGCGACUUGGUUCCUCUCAGGGAGAGAGGGACUUACAUGGCUGUUGUGUUUGGCAUGAUCUCGUUGGGGACUUCGCUCGGCCCUUUGUUCGGAGGACUCAUUGUUAGCAACGGGAGCUGGCGCUGGGCUUUCUAUCUCGCCUUGCCCAUUGGUGGCCCGGCGCUUGUGCUGCUGGUUGCCUUCUUGCACGUCAAUUACGACAAGUCGAAUUCUCUGGCGACCAAGCUCGGGAACCUCGACUGGCUGGGUAAUGUCGUCUUCAUUGGAGCUUCGAGCUCUAUGUUGAUCGCUCUUGGUUGGGCUGGCGCCGAAUACCCGUGGUCCUCGUUUCGUGUCAUCCUGCCUCUUGUUAUCGGCAUCGUUGCCUUCGCAGGCUUCAUUAUGCUAGAGGGCUCUCGGUUUAUCUCCAAUCCAAUGAUGCCCCUCCACCUCUUCACUAACCAAAUAUCGGCUGUCACUUUCGCACUCACGUUCCUCCACGGCGUCGCCACGAUGUGGGCAUUCUAUUUCCUCCCAGUCUACUUCCAAGGCGUGCUCGGCGCAACGCCGUAUCGAUCGGGAAUCAUGCUGCUGCCGAGCAUCCUCGCCAUAAUACCCUUCGCAAUCAUAGGAGGCCUGCUCCUCACCAAGGUCGGCCGAUACAAACCCAUAUUAGUGGUGGCGUUCGCUCUCAUAGUAAUCGGAUUUGGUCUGUUCUCGCUUCUGGAUGAGACCUCCAGCGUCGGCGCUUGGGUAGGCUUUCAGAUCAUUGAGUCUGCCGGCGCCGGCUUGGCCAUACCGACAUUACUUCCUGCUCUGCUGGCACCGCUGACAGAUAAGGAUACUGCGCUCGCAACAGGCACGUGGGCUUUCAUGCGCAGCUUCGGCGUGACUUGGGGCAUCGCCAUUGCAGGAGUCAUCUUUGGCAGCCGAGCCGAACAGUUGGCGGCCUCGGGUGCGAUAACCGAUCCCGCGGCGGCUGCAGAAUUCCUGGACGGCGGGGCAUAUAAGCACGCCACGGCUGAUUUCUUGAAUUCGCUUUUGGUAGAAACACGCGCCGAGGUCGUCGCGGUCCAGAAUAGCAGCCUGAGGAGAUCGUGGCAGGUCGCUAUCGCCUUCGCCGCUGUAGGGUUUCUCCUUUCUGUUGUUAUCAAGGAGGUGCCACUGAGAAAAGAGCUCGAUAGUGAGUUCGGCAUGGAGGAGAAAAGGGACAAGGAUGACAACUCGGUGACUGUGCCGUGA
Scedosporium apiospermum is the source of this 1560-nucleotide messenger RNA. RefSeq names its product Major Facilitator Superfamily protein. The coding region runs from base 1 to 1560 and encodes 519 amino acids. NCBI's taxonomy places the organism in Eukaryota, Fungi, Ascomycota, Sordariomycetes, Microascales, Microascaceae. The transcript is spliced from 2 exons. Gene Ontology annotation, molecular function: transmembrane transporter activity. Gene Ontology annotation, biological process: transmembrane transport. The record is from RefSeq and is a predicted model, not a curated record.